AAAAAAAAAUCCAUCUAUUUUUUUAUUGAUUUCAUUUUUUAUUUCCUUUUUUUUUCUUUUUUUUUUCUUUUUUUUUUUGUAUUUCCCGGGACUGACUCCCUAACCACAAAAAGAAGAAGCGAGAAGAAAAUCUGAAAUUAAAAAAGGGACACAACAAGAAAAAAAGCAUCCGCUCUGAACAUGUUCGAAAUAAGCCGAACACUCAACGCCGCUUUGUUGAGCAAUGAGCAUCUCAAGAUGAUGGCGAGGUACGGGCAGCUCUCGGGACUAGCAGCCAGUGGCGUGGGCUCCGUCCCCGAGACGCACUCGCCGCUAUUUCCCAGGGAUCUCCUGUCAUCGCCAGGCCAGAUGGGUUACAGGUCACCCCUGGGGUCGACAGAGACACAGUGGCGUCAGGCAGAUCUUCCACAGCUCCAGGGCUGGGCAGAGAAGGGAUUGCUGACACAGCCAAAGAUGAUUAUCAGUAACAUGGAAGCUCCAGUGACAAAUGGCCCCAGUGGAGGAGGCAACACAGCUAAUGGGCCAACAAACAACAAUCGUGGCUGCCCAUCACCCAUGCAGACUGGCCCAACAAAUGAUGACAGCAAGACCAACCUCAUUGUUAACUACUUGCCCCAGAACAUGACCCAGGAGGAGUUCCGCAGCCUCUUUGGUAGCAUUGGCGAGAUUGAGUCCUGCAAGCUUGUUCGCGACAAGAUCACAGGUCAGAGUCUGGGCUAUGGCUUUGUCAACUACAUUGAUCCAAAGGAUGCAGAAAAAGCCAUCAACACGUUAAAUGGACUCAGACUUCAGACCAAAACUAUCAAGGUGUCAUAUGCACGACCCAGCUCAGCCUCCAUCCGUGAUGCCAACCUGUAUGUGAGUGGCCUGCCCAAGACGAUGACUCAGAAAGAACUGGAGCAGCUCUUCUCUCAGUAUGGGCGCAUCAUCACCUCCCGUAUCCUCGUCGACCAGGUCACAGGCCCUGCAGGUGGGUCCCGGGGUGUGGGCUUUAUCCGCUUUGAUAAGAGAAUAGAGGCUGAGGAGGCAAUCAAAGGCCUGAAUGGACAGAAGCCAUCUGGUGCUGCUGAGCCCAUCACGGUCAAGUUCGCCAACAACCCCAGCCAGAAAACCAGCCAAGCCCUUCUGUCACAACUCUACCAGUCUCCCAAUCGCCGAUACCCAGGCCCCCUUCACCACCAGGCACAGAGGUUCAGGCUGGACAAUUUGCUUAAUAUGGCCUAUGGCGUAAAGAGGUUUUCUCCCAUCACCAUUGACAGCAUGACCAGCCUGGUUGGCAUGAACAUCCCUGGGCACACAGGCACUGGUUGGUGCAUCUUUGUGUACAACCUGUCACCAGAUUCAGAUGAAAGUGUGCUUUGGCAGCUGUUUGGGCCAUUUGGUGCAGUCAACAAUGUCAAGGUGAUCCGUGACUUCAACACCAACAAGUGCAAAGGCUUCGGUUUUGUCACCAUGACAAAUUACGACGAGGCAGCCAUGGCUAUUGCCAGCCUCAAUGGCUACAGGUUGGGCGACCGCGUCUUGCAAGUCUCCUUCAAGACUAACAAGGCGCACAAGUCCUGAACUUUCACAGGUAGAACCAGUUGCCCUGCGACUUUGUAUGCUCCAAAAUUACCCCCAAUACCCCACCUCCACCCGCUCCUUGGCCUCUUUCAGUCACAAUCUACCACAACCAUCCUACAACAGCCAUCCAACACAGUAAACUCCAACUGGACCACAACACAAACGACAAACCAUGAAACAAAUUGAACUAGAAAUGGCUUAUAUCAUAACUUUGGACCUAUAAGCCAAUGUUGCCUAAGUAUUAUAAAAACAAAAAUGUUCAUGAGUUUGGGAAGCUCGUGUAUUAACGCAGGCUUCUCUUUGUUGUAUAUUAUUUAUGUUUGUUGUGGAUGUUAUAAAUGAUUUUUCUCUUCUGCGUAAACAGUAGCAAAUCCCUGUACCCCUUAUUUCAGAGAAGAGAAUGUCUUUUUAGAUUGAAACCUUUUCUCUGUCUUGAUUCAGGAUUUCUUUUUCUUUUGUAAAUCCGGAUCCACUGUCGUUAGUAUACACCUCCCUGUCGGUGAAAGGGAGGAGGCUCUUUUUUAAAUUGGUGAACCAUUCAUUCAUUUUUAGUCUAUUAAACUUCCCCUUAUUGAUUAUAGAGGGGAUAUCAUGAUCCCUGUACUCUGAUGUAGAAAAAAAAAAGAAUUUCUAACAUUGCUUUUGUUUUGUAUCACAGACAAAACAUAAUGUCUUUCCUCACAUGGGUUCAGGGUGAUGGGGUAAGGGAGGGGAUGGGUUAGCUUUCCUGAUGACAUAUUCAGUAAUUUAAGAAAAAAAAAAAUAACACUGUUGCCAAAGAGAAGAUCUCUUUGCUUGAAAAAAAAAUGCAUUUAGAAAAUAAUAAAAAAUAAAGAGAAAGAAGAUCUAUUUUUAUAAAUGAUAAUUAAAAUAAUAAUUAUUGAAGAAUUUUUACAUGAAUCUGGAUUUGAAAAAGAGAAAAAUAUUUUGACUGGCUAACUGGGGGGGGGGGGGGGGGGGGGGCAGGGUGGGAGGGAGGGGGUGCCACCUUGUCGUUCUGCUGUGGUACUUUAUAGGAUCAACGGUUGUUUUUGGGGAAUCCAAGUUGGCAGUGAUUUUGUAGCUGGAAGGUUUUGUGAAAAGGGAUGCAAACUGAGGCAGGUGAUUUUGGUAAUUUUUCACAUAUGUACUAGUGCGCAAUUAUUCAGCAGCGAUACCCAAAAGGGAAGGGAGAGGGGUCUUUCCGAGGACGAGCUGUCCUUAUACUCCAGAGCCCAAAGCAAGAAGACCCUUUGUCCACGUGUUUUCCUGUUUUGUCAUCAGUCAAGUGUGAUUUAUCAGUAAAUAGAUAUAUACACAUCUAUCCAUUUAGGGAGCAUACUAUACAUUAUCUAUAUCAUUUUCUUCGCUCUGCGUUUGUGAACUUACAUUUGAAAAGAACUUCCUUUUAGCGAUCAACUGUAGGUGCUAUACUGCAUUAUUCACAUAUCUUAAAUAUCCAAGUUUGUUGUUCUAUGUGUUGUUUAAAGAAAAAAAAAUACUUCGAUGUUGGCAUUUAAUUGAGCUGCUGUUCUUUGUUUAAUAUUUGUUUAGUGUUGGCCCAAAAUCUGGUGAGACUAUUUCUUUGCAAAAUAACCAGAUACAUGACUUUGGGCAUUGUAAGAAUCACAGAACAAAUUUUUAUUACUUUUAUUUUUUGUUUGGCUUGCUGACUAUUAGGUUACUUGCUGAGCGUGAAGCAUUUGUCAGAAUUUAAUGAUGAUUAGCUAGUUCUGUUAGUCUAGAUAUUUGUUUCCUGAAAAGGAUCUAUGAUGUGUCUUUAUUUGCUGUGUACAAAUAGAUGAGAUAUAUAUAAAUAUAUAUAGUCUACAUUUGUUUUACAAUAUCUACUGUACUAUCUGAGUUGUCACUGUUCUUUUGUUUGAGCUUGUCUUUUUCAUAUGACAAAUUAUUAUGAAGUGGUGGUUCAGUUACUUAGAAAAACUUGUGAGGAAACUGUUCAAUUGUUGUCAUGUUGCUUGUGGAGCAAAAAAAGAUUUGGAUUAACUUUCAGUUAACUACCGCGGCAAAAGAAACCGAACAAAAGCUUAGACUAUAAGUGUAUUUGUUUAUUGGUUUAUUUACUUAUCUAUUUUUAAACUAUUUAUUUUUUAAUUUAUUUGUAUUUAUUAUAUAUAUAUAUUUAUUUAUUAAUUUAUCUAUGUAUUUAUUUGUUUCAUUGUCUGUGUAUUUGCGUGAUUCUGGUACAGGGAGGGGGCGUUUCUGAGCAAAAGGGAACAAAGCGACUAGUGGAGAGGCUCUUCAGUAGUCCACUGCACUGAGAGAACUUUUAGUACAUUUGUGCUUUGUACCAAUAUAUCAAAAUUACAACAUAAAAAAAAUCUAAAAUUUAAGAAAACUGAAAAAAAUGUCUGGAGGGUUGGGGGACGCUCUUCCCUUAU
Molecule: messenger RNA, 3944 nt
Organism: Thalassophryne amazonica
Lineage: Eukaryota; Metazoa; Chordata; Actinopteri; Batrachoidiformes; Batrachoididae
Gene: elavl4
Product: ELAV like neuron-specific RNA binding protein 4
Exons: 9
Coding region: 181-1563 (460 amino acids)
Cellular component (GO): ribonucleoprotein complex
Molecular function (GO): RNA binding
Source: RefSeq, a predicted model, not a curated record